CAAAAAGGCAACCCACCAACCAAUCAGUCUGCAUUGGUGGCUUUUUGAGUGACGUUAUAAAUUUGGUUAUGUGCAAUGUUGGUUUCUUCUACUUCUACCAUCAUGUCUGAAGAUUCCUUUGUUCAUGAUAUCGCUAUCGAUAUUUCUAGAGCUUUAAAUCUUACUAACCCUAACGAUCUUAUUGCAAAGAAGGUUAUUCAGUUUGCAGAGACAAACAAGGAUUUUGAAAAGUUUAGUAAAGGUAAUGAGACAAAACGAUCGCGUAUGCGAUGGACUCAUACAUGUAUUAGUUUGUAGCACAUUUGGUCGAUUCAGUCGUGAAUUCUUGGCAGAGACAUACACUAAAAUUAACAAUCAUAAACAAGAAAGUAAGCCUGCACCCAGUAAUCCAAAUGCAAAACCAGUUCGAUCGGAUGCUGUAAAGAAUGAAGUCCUCAUGCUGGGCAAUAACUUGCCCGGUGGCCUCAUCACACCCAACAAAAACAAGUCAUCCAAGCCGGAUCAAGAGCGACCUAUUUUCAAAGUACCAGCUCUACCUAAUAAAUCAUUGCUUGGUCUAGACGAACUAGCACGUAAAAAACGUCAAGCAGAUGCAGCAACAGCAGCAACAUCGACCUCUUCAACAGAAAAGAAAGUUCGUUUGAGUUGGGAUGAAGAAGAGGAGGAGGAACAACAACAAUAUCAGUCCAAAUCUGAUAGUCAUGAGAGAAUUACACGACACAGGCCUAGCUAUCGCUCACAAAGAAUGGAAACACCGUCUAAUCCAGGUGGUGUCUCUGACGUAGCAUUAAAACGAUUAGAGGAUAUGAAACGACGUGAUAGACAUAGAGGAAGAACCCAUCAUGAUGAUAAAAGCCGUAAAGAGGAACCAAAGCCUUCUAUUCAACAAAAACCAGAGACGCCUAGACGUGGUGGACUUAUCAAGCGUAGUCAAUGGUCGAGUAUGACACCUAGUAACCAAGGUGCGUUUACGCCUCGUACGUCUAUAGGCAAUAUGACACCAGGAAGACAUGAUAGUGGUUAUCGUAUGUCUACAGGUGCAGCCACAGCUGCUGUCAGACGUACUUGGGACCAUAUGACACCUGCUGUUCAAUCUACAGCCUACGACGAAGUAGCGCUUGAAUAUCCAGAAGAAUUCCAAGGUGACGAAGAAGACAGAAGAAAAUGGGAGGAAGAACAAGCCCAGUUGGACAGAGAAUGGUAUCAAAUGGAAGACUAUGGUGCUGCUGACGAUACCCAUAAUGCAUUUGCUCAAUACGAAACGCAUGAUAAGCAUAAGGAAGAAGAAUUAACUCAGAAGCAACUCAAGAAACUCUCUGCUCGACAAGCACAAUACAACAGAGAUACUGAUAUGUGGGAAGCCAGUCGUAUGUUGAGUUCAGGUGUUGCUCAACGUAUUGAAGUAGACACUGAUUUUGAUGAGGAAAAUGAGGUAAGAAUGAAAAAAAAAGUUAAGAUGCAUGUCUAACUCUACAAAGAACCGUGUUCAUGUCUUGGUGCAUGACAUCAAGCCACCCUUUUUGGA
This is a messenger RNA of Gilbertella persicaria, 1525 nucleotides long. RefSeq lists its product as uncharacterized. The transcript has a single exon. The record is from RefSeq and is a predicted model, not a curated record. The coding region runs from base 245 to 1468 and encodes 407 amino acids. NCBI's taxonomy places the organism in Eukaryota, Fungi, Mucoromycota, Mucoromycetes, Mucorales, Choanephoraceae.